Priapulus caudatus is the source of this 1653-nucleotide messenger RNA. Its product is annotated as apoptosis regulator R1-like. The coding region runs from base 268 to 837 and encodes 189 amino acids. Gene Ontology annotation, cellular component: mitochondrial outer membrane. Gene Ontology annotation, biological process: intrinsic apoptotic signaling pathway in response to DNA damage; negative regulation of intrinsic apoptotic signaling pathway; extrinsic apoptotic signaling pathway in absence of ligand. The transcript has 2 exons. Gene Ontology annotation, molecular function: protein heterodimerization activity; protein homodimerization activity. The record is from RefSeq and is a predicted model, not a curated record. NCBI's taxonomy places the organism in Eukaryota, Metazoa, Priapulida, Priapulimorpha, Priapulimorphida, Priapulidae.
UGUGUGGUAGCUAGGCUAUAUCGCAGUAUCGACCGAAAUAUUCGGAAUGUGUGUGAAUCGUGCAUCCGAGAGGGAAAAGCUCGUGCGCGACAUUGGUGGUUAUAUUCGCAUGUGUAGCCCUUGCACCACUUGCUCUGUUAAAAAUCUCGGCAGUACAUUCAGCAUUCUGUACUCCACCAGACUUCUAGAGGUGGGUAUGGUUGCUGACAAAAUUUCGCAUAUACUGUAAAAUAUCAACAAAUCACUUGUCUUGGCGGUAGUGCCAACAUGGCGCUCGGAUCGCGUAAUAGGCGUAUGGUCAUGGAUUAUGUCGCGUAUCGGCUCGAACGCGCACAUCUUGACUGGGUGACACGACCGAUUCUUCCUAGUCCAGACACGCCGUGCACCUUCAUGAGAACUAUCGCAGACGAAUUUCGAGAGCGAUCGAAAGAUAGGAUCAACGACGACAUGGCAGAACGCAUGCACUUGGUCGACUCCGAUUCCGCACAGGCAGUGUGUGGUUACUGCGGAGUUCUUAACGAUCUGUUCGAACAGGAAGUAAAAUGGGGUUGGAUCGUAGGAAUGUUUGCCUUUACGGGAACGUUAUGCGAGUGUGCUGCAAAGAGGGGUAAACCUGAACUAAUAGACGCGUUUGUGGACGCGGCGUCGAGCUACUGCGACACAAAUCUUCAGCCUUGGAUUGACGAUAAUGGGGGCUGGGAUGGCUUUGUUGAGUACUACAAGGACAAAUCUCGAUGGGGAGAGAUAAAGUGGCCAUCAAUGACGGGAAUUAUUUGUGGCGCAGCAGCUGUUACAGCAGUGGGAGUGGCAACCAUGGCACUACUAUCUAGAACGUGAUCUCGUACGAGAAAUACGUUUGAAACUUGGAACGUUUUAACAUUUGCAGACAGUCAUAGCUGCAAUUUUUCAGUGCGCUGCACUUUCGCUCAUAUAUACCCAUGACAUUAAAUAUCUAGAGUAAAGUGCAACACUAUCUAAGAAAUGUGCCUGUUUCUAUAAAAUGCUUUCUGACCAUCGGAGUGUACUAUAAUCCAUUGCUACACGAUCACAACGUCAGAGAGCCACCUUCCCUAAGGUCAUCGACGUGAGCUGACAACAUCUGAUUCCAUGGACACGUGCUUCCGUGAGAAUGUAACAACAUCAGGAUAGAAGGAGGAAUCUUUACAAUAGUAACAUCAUCAGAGGGGCGCAAACUGUGCUACAACAAGACCAUAUCAGCAGAGUUCUAAAGGCUUCCAAAAACUUUUAGUAUAACAGCAUGUCAGCAUCAGAUUUCUAUAAAGCGUCCUCUUGCUAGUAUAACAGGGUAUUGGUAGACCUCUUCCCACAAGAGAAUAUCUUGCUACAAUAAAAGCCCAGGGUAAUCAGUCUUUCAGAGAGCACCCUCUACACUAAUAACUUAGUGGUGCAACAUCUGUCACUGUUAUAUAUAUAUAUAUAUAUACAUAUAAUCAAGAGCUAAUAAUACAGUGUAUAACAGGAAUGCAGGAAAAUAGUGAUAUUUUACUGUAAACUUUUUCUAUUUUAAAUACAGGUCUAAAGUAAGGGGUAUAAUUUAACCACGGUAAAGUUAUAGCCCUUUUUACCCAAUCAGAGGCCUUGUUACACAUAAUUUAACUUAACCGCGGUAAAAAUAAUCAAACUCUGUGACAG